Armigeres subalbatus is the source of this 2086-nucleotide messenger RNA. It is a transcript of the gene Nup54, whose product is annotated as probable nucleoporin Nup54. The transcript is spliced from 4 exons. NCBI's taxonomy places the organism in Eukaryota, Metazoa, Arthropoda, Insecta, Diptera, Culicidae. Gene Ontology annotation, biological process: protein localization to nuclear inner membrane; NLS-bearing protein import into nucleus; nuclear pore organization. Gene Ontology annotation, molecular function: structural constituent of nuclear pore. The coding region runs from base 135 to 1982 and encodes 615 amino acids. Gene Ontology annotation, cellular component: nuclear pore; nuclear pore central transport channel. The record is from RefSeq and is a predicted model, not a curated record.
UGCUUGACAGAUUUGCCUGUUUGGGUUAAAAAUUUGGAUGCGGGAAAGCGCUUUUUGGUGUUUGCAGCAGUUUAAAUUGCACUAAAAGAAGUGAUCCAAAUUCUGUCUGAAACAGUAAACUAAAGUCUUCAAGAAUGUCCUUCAAUUUCGGCAAUACCAGCGCAACCGGAUUGGGUUCUACCAGUACUCCGGCUAAACCAGCUGGUGGCUUCGGCAGUUUUUCCUUCGGCGCUCAAUCUUCAACGCCUGCAUUCGGAGCUGCCACCGCCCCAUCCAAUGCGGCAGCUCCGUCGUUGUUCGGUGGGGCUGCUGCUCAACCCGUCGCUGCCAAUACCGCCACCAACACGGGCGGCUUCGGCGGAUUCGGUGCACAGCCUGCCGGUGCACCCGCGGCCAGCACAUCGACAUUCGGCUUUGGGACUAAUACGGCCGCAACGGCAACGCCGGCGUUCGGCUUCGGAGGAACAACUACGUCCACCGCUGCAGCCGCACCGGCACCGUUUGGGGGAUUUGGAACGACGGCAGCCACAUCGGUGGCGGCUGCACCCGCGUUCGGUGGAUUCGGAACGGCAACGGCGACAACAAGUGCACCUGCAUUUGGCGGAUUCGGAGGUUUCGGUACAACCACUACUAGUUCGGCCCCGUCUCUAUUCGGCCAAACUAGUUCUACAACUACCGGAUUUGGCGGCUUCGGGACUUCAUUUGGAACCGGCGGGUUCGGUCAACAGCCCCAGCAACAAGCCGCCACUGGAAUCGGAUUCGGCCAAACCUUCCAGCAUCAGCAGCAACAGCAACAGCAACCACCGGCUCUAACACAAGAAGAGGCCUUUGCUCAGUCUAUUUUCAAUGUGUCGAUCUUUGGCGACGAACGUGACACGGUCAUCGCCAAAUGGAACUACCUACAGUCGAUGUUGGGAACGGGAAAGGCAUUCUAUUCGCAGAAUAAUGCCCCGGUUGAUAUAACCCCAAGCAAUUAUCUCUGCCGCUUCAAAACCAUGGGCUAUACGAAGCUCCCCGGUAAGGAGAACAAAGUUGGUUUAGUUGGACUAACCACCAACAGACCCGUUAGCCAAAUGAAGAGCCAACAGCAGCAGUUCAUCACGAGCUUGAAUCAGAUUUUCGGCAGCAAACCAAACAUUGCCAUCACCGUUGAAAGCAUCAAAAUGAUCGGAGACAACAAAUCGCAAAUCGUUAUCUACGUGGAAGAAAAAUCCACCACCUCAAACGAAACUAAACGGAUCAUGGCAACGGAAGUGGCCUCUUAUCUCAACCAGCCAGCACCAAGGCAACAACUCACAACUCUAGGCGUCGAAACAGUGGUUGCUUUAGUUCUGCCGGAGGAAGAUCAACUGAAAGAGUAUCUGGAAAAUCCCCCGAAAGGAAUUGAUCCUCGCAUGUGGCAACAGGCGAAGAUCGACAAUCCCGAUCCGAAGCGUUUCAUUCCGGUUCCGAUGAUCGGUUUCCAGGAACUCAAGUGGCGCAUCAAGUGCCAGGAGGGCGAAACCGAUAUUCACGUGUCCUAUCUAGACAAAGUGGAAAAAGAAAUUGAACAACUGAAGCAGCGACACACGAACACGACCGCAAAAAUCAUGGAACACCGUAGGAAAUUCGCCGAACUGAGUCAUCGGAUAUUGAAGAUCAUCGUCAAGCAGGAGAGUACGCGGAAAAUGGGCUUCGCUUUGCUGCCGGAGGAGGAGUUGAUCCGCAGCAAGUUAGAGAAUAUGCACGCGCUGGUAUCUACACCGACGCAGUUCAAGGGCAAGCUUAGUGAACUGUUGUCUCAGAUGAGGAUGCAACGGAACCAGUGGGCCCAUUCCGGGGGUGUUAAUGAUUAUACGUUGGACAAAGAAUCAUCGGAAGAGAUGAAAAGUUUUUUGACGAUGCAACAGAAGGCGAUGGCGUUUUUAGUAGAAACAGUGAACAAGGACCUAAAGGACCUCAAAGUGAUUUCGGAUGGAAUGUCUCGGCUGAUACAAGGCUAAGCAAAUCAGACUGUUUUUAUUUCUUACGAGGUAAGUCACACGAAAACUAUUCGAAAACUACAAGAAUAAAAUAUUUCCAAAUUGUGUUGCUAAUUGUGAUGAAA